AUGACGGCCGUUUCUCUCACUUCCAGGAAUCUGUUCUUCCUGGAAGGUAGUGGGGAUACCUCUCUGGAGAAAGAGUUCAGCUCGGCGCUCGUGGGACCCACGGUGAGCACCCCAAACAGCCAGCACUCCUCCCCGAGCCGCUCCCUGAGUGCAAACUCUAUCAAGGUGGAAAUGUACAGUGAUGAAGAAGCGAGCAGGCUGCUGUCGCAGGACGACCGCCUCCUCGAGAAAGAGGACAGCGUGAUUGUGGAGGACUCCCUCUCUGAGCCCCUGGGGUACUGUGACGGCACGGGGCAGGAGCCUCACUCUCCGGGCGGCAUCCGGCUACCCAAUGGCAAGCUGAAAUGUGACAUCUGCGGGAUGGUGUGUAUCGGCCCCAACGUGCUGAUGGUGCACAAACGGAGCCACACGGGAGAGAGGCCGUUCCACUGCAACCAGUGUGGAGCUUCCUUCACCCAGAAGGGGAACCUCCUGCGGCACAUCAAACUGCACUCUGGCGAGAAGCCCUUCAAAUGUCCCUUCUGCAACUACGCCUGCCGCCGGAGAGACGCGCUCACCGGCCACCUCCGCACGCACUCAGUCUCCUCCCCCACAGUCGGCAAGCCCUACAAAUGCAACUACUGCGGCCGGAGCUACAAGCAGCAGAGCACGCUGGAGGAGCACAAGGAGCGGUGCCACAACUAUCUGCAGAGUCUGAACACUGAGCAGCAGUCGCUGGCCAGCCAGCAAGGCGAUGAGAUGCGAGACCUGGAGAUGGUCCCGGAUUCUCUGCUUCACCCCUCAUCCGAUCGGCCGACGUUUAUCGACCGGCUGGCGAACAGCCUCACCAAACGGAAACGCUCCACACCUCAGAAAUUUGUGGGGGAGAAGCAGAUGCGAUUCAACCUCUCCGACCUCUCCUUCGAUGUGAACUCCAGCUUCGAGAAGGACGUGGAGCUGGUGGGCACCCACCACCCCAUCGACCCCAGUUACGGCAGCUCGCUGUCAUUUGUGGGAGCCGAGCACCUGCGCCCCCUCCGCCUCCCCUCCACAAACUGCAUCUCGGAGCUCACGCCUGUGAUCAGCUCCGUCUACACCCAGAUCCAGCCCAUCCCGGGCCGGCUGGAAAUCCCGGGGAGCCGAGAAGCCGCUGAAGGCCACGAGGACAUUCCCGAGGGGGCGCAGAUCGUGUACCGGGGGCGCGAGCAGGGCGUGUCGCCCAGCAACGGCUGCCAGGAUUCCACAGACACGGAGAGCAACCACGAAGAGAGGACCUGCGCCAGCAGCCGGCAGAGCCCAGCCUACGCCAAAGAGGACCCCAAGCUGCAGGAGGGCACCCCCGCUGCCCGCACAACCCCCAGCUCAGCCAAAGACGUCCUGCGGGUGGUGAACGAGGAGGGGGAGCAGGUGAAAGCCUUCAAGUGCGAGCACUGCCGGAUCCUCUUCCUGGACCACGUGAUGUUCACCAUCCACAUGGGCUGCCACGGCUUCAGAGACCCUUUCGAGUGCAACAUCUGUGGCUACCACAGCCAGGAUCGGUACGAAUUCUCCUCCCAUAUAGUGCGGGGCGAGCACAAAGUGUAGGCUAACUCAAUCCUACCCCUUCGCCCUGAUCGCCCCGUGACUCCUCCCCCUGGCUCUAGCUCCGCCCCCUCCCGUUGGGCAUGGACCUGUUUUUCUUUUAUACUCCUUUGCACUGACUUUGGCUACAAA
This is a messenger RNA of Emys orbicularis (European pond turtle), 1692 nucleotides long. RefSeq names its product IKAROS family zinc finger 4 (gene IKZF4). Gene Ontology annotation, molecular function: DNA-binding transcription factor activity; RNA polymerase II cis-regulatory region sequence-specific DNA binding. Lineage: Eukaryota; Metazoa; Chordata; Testudines; Emydidae. The coding region runs from base 1 to 1563 and encodes 520 amino acids. The transcript is spliced from 7 exons. Gene Ontology annotation, biological process: regulation of transcription by RNA polymerase II. The record is from RefSeq and is a predicted model, not a curated record.